UUCAUGCUUCGUCUUUACGUGUUUUCGAGCAUUUUAGUCCAAGAUUAAAUUUUCGAUUUUCCUAGGAAAGGUCCUCAGCUUUUCAACACCUGGCGAAAAAGAUAAUAGUUCGAGAUGAUAGUAUCUCUCCUUGUUGCCAUUUUAUUAGGGUUUCUAACAGUGUUAUUCCUAGCCUACCGCAGGUGGGAAUCUUCAUCGUUUGUGAAAACAGUCGACCUAAUUCCUGGUCCCAAGAAGAAGCCUUUUGUGGGAAAUGCCACGUCGUUGCCAAGGGAAAGUGAUGAGAUUAUGCAGACCAUACAAGGCAAGUGGAUAAAACAAUUUGGUCGUAUCUACAGAAGUUGGCUUGGAUUCCGUACUUUUGUGCAUAUUUCGACGCCAAAUUUUGUAGAGAAAGUUUUAACGAGCCAGAUAUUUAUCGAAAAAGGUAAAGGCUACAGUAUACUCACCCCGUGGCUUGGCGAAGGACUCCUGUUAGCAACAGGGAAUAAAUGGAAAAAGAACCGCCGCCUUCUCACACCGGCAUUUCACUUCCAGAUUCUUGACAACUUCUUUGAUGUGUUCAACAAAAACGCCGACAUUCUCUGUGACCAAUUGGCCAAAGCUCAAAGUUCUAACAAAAAAGGCGUUAGUGAGACGGAUGUCUUUCCGUUUUUGAAAAAAUGUACUUUAGACAUAAUAUGUGAGGCUGCUAUGGGUAUUAAGAUAAACGCGCAGUUAGAAGAUACGGAAUAUAUUCGAAAUGUCCACAGAAUUUCAGAGAUUGUUGUCGAGCGAUUCUUUUCCUUCGGUCAUUUUCUUCCGGAUUGGGCAUAUCACUGUACACCAAAAGGGAGAGAACAUUUCAAAAUAUUGAAACAAAUUCACGGUUUCACUUCAAAGGUGAUUCGGGAACGAAAGGACGAGAUUGCUCGUGAGGAGACGCGAAAUAUUGAUGCUGAAAAUUCAGAAAUAAAAAAGCGAAGAGCUUUCUUGGACCUAAUGUUGCUGGCUGUUAAAGACGGUGUUGAACUUAGUGAAACCGAAAUUUGUAACGAAGUUGACACAUUCAUGUUUGAGGGUCAUGAUACGACUGCGUCCGCACUCGUUUGGUUCCUUUAUUGCAUGGGCACAAAUCCAGAACAUCAAGAAAUGGUUCGCGAGGAGUUAAACGAGGUGUUUGGAAACUCUAAUCGUCCAUGUACGAUCGAGGAUACAAAUAAAUUGAAAUAUCUUGAAUGUUGCAUCAAAGAAUCACUUCGUCUAUAUCCGGCUGUGCCAAACAUCACGAGAUAUAUAAGUGAAGACUUUGAGUUGGGAGGAUACAAAAUUCCAACCGGUGCAUCUCUUUCCGUGCAAAUCUACGCGCUUCAUAGAAAUGAAGAGUUUUUUCCCGAUCCUGACAUUUUCAAGCCGGAACGUUUCCAAAUAGACGAAAGCAUUGGUAGACAUGCUUUCGCUUUCGUACCUUUCAGCGCUGGACCUAGAAAUUGCAUUGGUCAGAGGUUUGCAAUGUUUGAGGAGAAAGUUUUGGCUUCGGCUUUGCUACGUCGGUUUCGAGUUUCAUAUGAUUUCACUAAACAUGGACCAUCCAAGGCCAAUGCGGAAUUGGUGCUAAGACCGAAAUACGGCAUGCCACUUAAUCUCGUGCCAUUCUCGUGAUGUAUUUCUUGUGGAAUAAUAUUUAAUUGUAACUGAAUCGAUUACAAUUUUAUUAGGAC
Molecule: messenger RNA, 1700 nt
Organism: Daphnia carinata
Lineage: Eukaryota; Metazoa; Arthropoda; Branchiopoda; Diplostraca; Daphniidae
Product: cytochrome P450 4C1-like
Exons: 11
Coding region: 115-1641 (508 amino acids)
Molecular function (GO): monooxygenase activity; oxidoreductase activity, acting on paired donors, with incorporation or reduction of molecular oxygen; heme binding
Source: RefSeq, a predicted model, not a curated record